This is a messenger RNA of Hirsutella rhossiliensis, 1584 nucleotides long. RefSeq lists its product as uncharacterized. Gene Ontology annotation, molecular function: protein binding. NCBI's taxonomy places the organism in Eukaryota, Fungi, Ascomycota, Sordariomycetes, Hypocreales, Ophiocordycipitaceae. The coding region runs from base 1 to 1584 and encodes 527 amino acids. The record is from RefSeq and is a predicted model, not a curated record. The transcript has a single exon.
AUGGAGCUCGACGUGGCCCAGACUCCUAGGGCUGAGAGAGAAGAGACGCAUGCGAGGAAACAGUUACCGAGGAGCACAAGCCAUCCGCCCACGCGAGCGCGGCCAAAGGGCCCCAGCUACAGCCUCUUCCCUCCGCCGGAAAAGCCGUUGCCGCCACUGCCCAUCGUGGUAGAAAAGACAAAGCACUCUACCUCGGCGGCCCCGAGCGUCUCGCUCGACAAGGCGCGGCCGAGGGCCGACAGCGCCUCCCUGUCUUCGACUACAACCUUGGACUUUGAAGCCUCCGCAUAUUCAUUGACCGCCGGUGCGGCCUUGGACAGAGCCCCGGAAUGGCCCGGCUCCGGGUCGCCUGCCUCGAAGCGGGUUUUGGCCGCGUCCUCGGCACUGCAACUUGGAUUCGAAAAACUCCUCGUGUCUGACGAGAAGCGUCACGGCAACAGCGUCUACUUUUUGGAUUCCUGUGCAAUGCCUCGCACCCUAGCCAGUAAGCAUGGCAAGGACACCAUCAAAAUUUGGAAAGUCGACCAAGGGACCGUCCAGGGAGUUAUUAAAUUCCCGGCCUACACCGAAGCACAGUCUCGCUCACGAGACUACCUGAUUCGAAGCCAUUCUAUUGUGUCCGAGUCGUCGAAUCUAAUAGCGGUCACCACUCGGUUCGGCAGGACGCUCGAGAUUUGGAACUGGAAAAGGAGGAAAUGCUUGCAGACCAUCACCAACGCCGACCGCUGGACAGCCGGGAGGAGCGAAGGGUACGGCAAUGACUGCAGUUCUCUGGCAGUCUAUCGAGCAGCCACCAACUCAAUCAGCUUUUACAACGUCGGGAAAGACAUGAAAGGCUUGACCGAGCAACCUGCCAUCGACCUCACCCAAGGAAAGCUCCCUUUUGUGCCCCAGUACCCGGAGCUUGCGAUGUCCACGACCAGCCCUCUGCUGGUAGCCGCCGCCGGACCUCGGCCGCCCAAAGCAGGACACCCACCUCCGGAAAAGGAAACAUUGCUGGUUGCUUGGGAGACUCACAAGGAUGGUGCUAUUUCACAGAAACCAUAUCGGGCAGUCAGACCUUGGCAGCAUGAAGAGAUAAGCACUGCCGUGCCGUGUCAGCUUUCUGUGUACGGCAGCGUUGCCGUAUCCAUCUGGAUUCCGGCCAGUUUCCAAGCGGUCCCGGCGCCUCCGUCUCGAGGAGGGCUGGGAUAUAAUCUGGCCCACGUCCCAGUCAGGAAUCGUCAUGUCCUGGUCUGGGACCUCGCGGCCUCUUGUACAUGGACGUUUGCCAUUCCCAAUUGCCCCGCAUGCAUCUCUCCAGACUGCCGCUACGUCGCAUACUGCCAUGCAAGCGGCGCCGAGAUUGGUGCCAGGGGGUGCUUGUCUAUACUCGACGUUCGGGAGGGCAACGAAGUCUGGAGCUGGCCCGACAAAGACGCCUUGGCGAUAAACAGCGGGCCCCAGCCGGGCUUUAAGCAGUUUGAGGACCUGGGGAGUGUGAGCGAGCUCUCGUUCUCGGCUGACGGCACGUUUUUGCUGGUUGGUGAUAAGUCGGGACGCAUUGGCAUGUAUAACAUCAGAGACAAGAUGAUGCCCUUUUGA